Molecule: messenger RNA, 2313 nt
Organism: Trichomonas vaginalis G3
Lineage: Eukaryota; Parabasalia; Trichomonadida; Trichomonadidae
Exons: 1
Coding region: 1-2313 (770 amino acids)
Source: RefSeq, a predicted model, not a curated record
AUGAAUGCAGAUGCAUUCAUUAGACAAUGUUGGAAUGAAAGAAUCAAUGGAGAUGAUUUCUUAGAAAGAGUAUUAAGUACAUAUCAAGGAAUCACGCCAGACUUCAUUUGCCACUUAGCUUCCAUUUGUGGAACAUCUGGCAAUUUUUUUCCAGAGUUAAUCGAUUAUUUAUUAGCUUUAUUUACUCAUGAUAUCGCUCUGUCUACACGGUCAAUACAGAUUGAUGAUCAAAAUCAAAUUAACGGAUGUAUUCUAAUGUUUAUUAGGUACGGAGAUAGAAUUUUUAAUACAGAAAAGCAUGGAGAAAUCGAAAAUUGCGCUAUUGCUAUUAAAGUUUUAGAAAUUUGCUCUGUUUGCGCAGAUAAAGAACAAAAAUUUGAAGCUUUGUUUACAUUAUCGCGAUCACCAAUACUUUCUAUCAAUAUUGCAACAGCUAGAUAUUUCAAACCCGAUGAAUUUAACCGAAUUCAAGGUUUAUUUAAAGAUAUAAAUAUUUUAGAGUCAAAAAGAAAUGUUACUCAAUUGCAAAAACUCUUCGACUAUGCAUUGAAAACAGAUAAAGUUAUACAACAGUUCCAUAACUUUUCAAAAUUUGAAUUUAUUUCUUUUUAUUCUUCAGCAAUUCGCAUAACUCGAACGCAGCAUUUAAUUCCACGACAUUCAGGCUUAGUUUUCUACAAAGUGAUUAAUCUUGCUUUGAUGAAUUCUUUCUUAGAUCAUCCUUCUUUAACAGAUGCAGUUCUUAUCACUACAAUUCUUCCUCAGUUCUUUUAUUUGAGGGUUAAAAACCAAGAUCCAAAUGUCCAUAUUAAGGUUUUCAACAAAGAAGUCUUUAUUAGUGCACUUAAAAGCCAAUCAUCGAAAAAUUGUUUCCCAGCAGGGUGUGAUGAAGAAAAGUUAAUAGAAAUAUUCACAAGAAUGCCAGAAUCAGUUGAUUAUGAUAAUUUACUUGAAACAAUUUUCAAUUUUCCAGCUUAUUCAUACAAUUUUUUAGAACCAUUCAAAGCAAUCAUACAAUCUGAUAAUUUACAAAGAAUUAAGAAGAUUAUAGCUGAUUUGGAGAAGAAUAUUCUCGAUAUUGUAUUUUAUAUCAAGCAAAUGGACCAAUAUCAAGAAUAUUUCUCAUUAAUCUUUGACCAAAUGAUACAAAAUCAAUAUGACUUGGAAAAAUACUCCAUUUUAAGUGGAUUUUUCUUUUUAUUGAUUAAAAAUUUCAAAAGAUCAGGCUGCCCUUAUGAAAUUGAUCAAAUUAAGAAGUUUACCAAUAACAAAGAAGCAACAAAUCCAUUAGAAAUAUACAGUUUGCGCUAUUUCAACAAUGAUAACUUUAAAAUGUCAGAGAAUCAAAAUACUUUUGCAGAAAUUAUGAAUGAGAGAUCAAAUUUAAUCAGAACUAAUAUCUAUAUCAACUAUCUAUUGAAGGAAGGAGAAAAAGAUUACGAAGAAAUCAAAAAUAUUUUGACUCAAUUUCCUUAUUUGUGGCCAAUGACCUUUGUUUGGGGAUCCAGACAACCAAAAUUAGUCUCUCAGCAUCUAAUUAAGAUCAAAUUCCCAGAUACAGAGUUGAAUAAUUUCUUAUUCUCUCAAAUGAUGCUUUUGGUACGAGGUCCAAUCACCACUUUACUUUUUAGCAACUGUGACUAUGAAAUCCUUAUAUCAAUGCAAAAUAAGGAGUUCUUUUUUGAGCCAUCAAACACUCCAACGCCAUUUCUCUUCCCAUUGGACUCUUGGAUGUUCGCAAGUAACUUGUACUCCAUGAUUAUUAUUCUCCGAUCAUGGCUGACCAUCUUUGGACCAGUAAAACUCGUUGAAGGUUCAUUUUCGAUGAUAAACAGGAGCCAUUUACUUUUAUUAAGGGAUAAAUUGCCUGGAGAACUGCUUAUUUCUUACGCUUUCGUCAUGUCAAUUGUUUGCGAUGACCAAGUUUCGAUUAUGAUGGAAAUAAUGCGUUGUGUCGAGAAUAUUUUGACAGAAAACAUAAAUUUGAUCAAAGAUGGCGAGAGAUUAGCUUAUUUCUGCUUAGCCAUUGUAAUUGCGAACUCAGAAGGAAGUGAAGAAAGAAUGGAUUUCGUUCUUGACCUUUGCAAGAGGAUUUUGGCCAAUAAAAAGGAUGAAACUCAGAUAAGAAUUGACUUCGCGCACAAUUUCAUAAGAAAAGCCAUUUAUUUGCCUGAUUUUCAUGAUAGAAUUCCAAUAGAACUCAUGGAAUUAUUAGUAAUCAAAGGUGACUAUAAAGGAUUGGUUGAUUUCUUUAUUAUAAGAUCUCGUAAACUAGAGAAUCCUUCCAAUCAUGAAUAUCCGGUCAACUAUUAA